This is a messenger RNA of Daphnia pulicaria, 1074 nucleotides long. RefSeq names its product trypsin-1-like. Lineage: Eukaryota; Metazoa; Arthropoda; Branchiopoda; Diplostraca; Daphniidae. The record is from RefSeq and is a predicted model, not a curated record. Gene Ontology annotation, biological process: proteolysis. The transcript is spliced from 8 exons. The coding region runs from base 38 to 952 and encodes 304 amino acids. Gene Ontology annotation, molecular function: serine-type endopeptidase activity.
CACGAGUAAAGUUUCGUCGACACCAAGAUUCAGCACAAUGAAGUUCAUUCUUUUGGCCGCGUUUUUGGCAUGUGUUUCCGCCGCCCCUAGACGAGCGGUGUUUCCUCGUCUGCCGCUGUCGGUCAUCACAAGCGGCAAUUUCGACACGAUCCCGGAGAACAAGAUCGUCGGUGGUUCGGAGGUCGUUCCUAACUCGCUGCCUUUCCAGAUCUCUCUCCAACGCAAAAGUGGCAACAUUUUUUCGCACAUGUGCGGCGGUUCGAUCCUCGAUGAAACAACCAUUCUGAACGCUGCUCAUUGCUUUACGCAUCUUUGUGCUGGUUCUAUCCUCGAUGAAUCGACCAUCUUGACCUCUGCUGGUUGCGUCGCUAAUCAAGCCACAAGAAACUUGCAAGUCGUCGCUUCCGAACACAGCCUCGGUACCAUUAGCGGUGAGGAAGAGAUUCGCUUGGUUGCCUCAAUUCUUCCCAACGCUGCUUACGACGCAAACACUAACGAGAGAGACAUCGCAAUUGUCAAGCUAUCCACUCCUUUGGUCUACACAUCCAAAGUGGCGCCUGUCGUUCUCCCACCACCACUUUCGGAAUUGGAUCCACCAGCCGGACUCGACGUAACUAUUGCCGGUUGGGGAGACACAGUCGAAGUAAAUGGAACCGGUUCGGAUGUACUUAUCAGCGCAACCGUACCAAUCGUCGCUGAUGACGUUUGCAACCUUGCUUAUGGAGGCAACGAGAACAGCACUAUUGUAUUCCCAGACAUGAUGUGUACUGGAAAUAGUAACGCUGACGCAUGCAACCGUGACUUAGGUGGUCCACUCUUCACUGGAACUGGAGCUGAGGCUGUGAUUCACGGGAUCAUUUCUUUCGGUAUUGGAUGUGGAGCGUCCAGCUAUCCGGACGUUUACACUCAAGUAUCCUAUUUUCUGGAUUGGAUCGCUGCCAACCGGGGUUAAGCUGAAAAAGAUAACUGUUUGAGCAUAUCCCUAAUUUUCAGUGCUUUUUUGUCCUUUGACUACUGUUUGAAAUUGCCCUGUGUAUUGAUAACCUACUUCAGGUUAAUAAAGCAUCAAACCCU